UGUUCCACAGCAGUUUUGUUGUGAAGAGAGACUAGCUCGAUGCCGAAAGUAAUCUUUUAGUUUAAUGCCAGAAAGUUAAUUGUUAGGUAUAUGUAGCGAGGUAAGAUAUUAUUUAUCAGCUAAUAUACUGACCACCGCACCAUCAUUAUUAAGUGCUGAACGGGUUACGGAAAAUCAAACAUUGGGUUAGCUCGCCCGGCAACGUGUUUGUUGGUCGGAACCGACAAAGACGACUGCCCGUCACACAUUUUUCUCUAAAUCUGUAACCCACCAGAAGACACAUUGACGACCACCGUGCAAGACACGAAGACUGAGGAGAUGGCGACCUCAGUGGGAAACGUGGCUGACAGCACAGAACCGACAAAACGUAUGCUUUCCUUCCAAGGGUUGGCCGAGCUGGCGCAUCGGGAGUAUCAGUCAGGGGACUUUGAAGCAGCUGAGCGCCACUGCAUGCAACUAUGGAGACAGGAGCCUGAUAACACAGGCGUGCUGCUGCUCCUGUCUUCCAUCCACUUCCAAUGCCGAAGACUUGACAGGUCUGCUCAUUUCAGCACCUUGGCCAUCAAACAGAACCCACUGUUGGCAGAGGCCUACUCCAACCUGGGGAACGUGUACAAGGAGCGUGGGCAACUGCAGGAGGCCAUAGAGCAUUAUCGCCAUGCUUUGAGACUGAAACCAGAUUUUAUUGACGGAUACAUCAACUUGGCAGCAGCUUUGGUGGCCGCAGGGGACAUGGAGGGAGCAGUGCAGGCAUAUGUGUCUGCAUUACAGUAUAACCCUGACCUUUAUUGUGUGCGCAGUGACUUGGGCAACUUGCUUAAAGCCCUUGGGCGUUUGGAAGAGGCCAAGGCUUGUUACCUGAAAGCCAUUGAGACUCAGCCCAACUUUGCAGUGGCUUGGAGCAACCUGGGCUGUGUGUUUAAUGCCCAAGGAGAGAUAUGGCUGGCCAUACACCAUUUUGAAAAGGCUGUGACUCUGGACCCAAAUUUCCUUGAUGCAUACAUCAAUUUAGGAAAUGUUUUGAAGGAAGCCCGCAUCUUCGACAGAGCUGUGGCUGGAUACCUGAGAGCCCUGAGUCUCAGCCCGAACCAUGCCGUUGUCCAUGGAAAUCUGGCCUGUGUCUACUAUGAGCAAGGCCUCAUUGACCUGGCUAUUGACACCUACCGCCGUGCUAUUGAAUUGCAGCCACACUUCCCUGAUGCCUACUGUAAUUUGGCAAAUGCCCUGAAAGAGAAAGGCAAUGUUUCAGAAGCAGAAGAGUGCUACAACACAGCCUUGCGUUUGUGUCCAACCCAUGCAGACUCUCUUAACAACUUGGCCAAUAUCAAGCGUGAGCAGGGCAACAUUGAGGAGGCAGUUCAGCUCUAUAGGAAAGCAUUGGAGGUGUUCCCAGAGUUUGCAGCAGCUCACUCUAACCUUGCCAGUGUCCUGCAGCAGCAAGGAAAACUCCAGGAGGCCCUCAUGCACUACAAGGAGGCAAUCAGAAUCAGCCCCACAUUUGCUGAUGCCUACUCCAACAUGGGCAAUACACUGAAGGAAAUGCAAGAUGUACAGGGAGCCCUGCAAUGCUACACCCGUGCCAUCCAGAUCAACCCUGCCUUUGCUGAUGCUCACAGCAAUUUGGCCUCCAUCCACAAGGAUUCCGGAAACAUCCCAGAGGCCAUUGCAUCUUACCGCACAGCCUUGAAACUUAAGCCGGACUUCCCUGAUGCUUACUGCAACUUGGCACAUUGUCUGCAGAUUGUGUGUGACUGGACUGACUAUGACGAGCGGAUGAAGAAGCUUGUGAGCAUCGUGGCUGACCAGCUGGAGAAGAACCGCUUGCCUUCAGUGCACCCACACCACAGCAUGCUGUACCCGCUCUCCCACGGUUUCCGCAAGGCCAUUGCUGAGCGCCACGGAAACCUUUGCCUGGACAAGGUACACGCACUGAUCAAAAUCAAUGCACUGCACAAACCUGCUUUUGAGCAUCCGAAGGAUCUAAAGUCCAGCAGUGGACGUCUACGUAUUGGCUAUGUCAGCUCUGACUUUGGCAACCAUCCAACUUCACACCUGAUGCAGUCCAUUCCUGGGAUGCACAAUCCAGAGAAAUUUGAGGUGUUCUGCUAUGCGCUCAGCCCUGAUGAUAGCACCAACUUCCGUGUAAAAGUGGUAGCAGAGGCUCAUCAUUUCACAGACCUCUCACAGAUUCCUUGCAAUGGCAAGGCCGCUGAUCGUAUUCACCAGGAUGGAAUCCACAUUCUGGUCAACAUGAACGGAUAUACCAAGGGAGCCCGAAAUGAGCUGUUUGCCCUCCGUCCUGCCCCCAUUCAGACUAUGUGGCUGGGUUACCCUGGAACCAGUGGGGCUCCCUUCAUGGAUUACAUCAUCUCUGACAAGGAGACGUCACCUUUGGAAGUAGCUGAACAGUAUUCUGAGAAACUGGCCUACAUGCCCCAUACUUUCUUCAUUGGAGACCAUGCCAACAUGUUCCCUCACCUCAAGAAAAAGGCUGUGAUUGAUUUCAAAUCUAAUGGACACAUCUUUGACAACCGCAUUGUUCUUAAUGGAAUUGAUCUGAAGGCCUUUUUGGACAGUCUGCCAGAUGUGAAAGUGAUAAAGAUGAAGUGUGACAACAACCAGGAAGCUGCUGGGGACACAAAUGGAGCUCUGUCUAUGCCCGUAAUCCCCAUGAACACAGCAGCUGAAGCAAUCAUCAACAUGAUCAACCAAGGCCAAAUCCAGGUCACAAUCAACGGCUUCACUGUCAGCAAUGGCCUGGCCACCACACAGAUCAACAACAAAGCUGCCACUGGGGAAGAGGUGCCACGUACAAUCGUUGUGACAACCCGCUCCCAGUAUGGUCUCCCAGAGGACUCCAUUGUCUACUGCAACUUCAACCAGCUCUACAAGAUUGACCCUCCUACUCUUCAGAUGUGGGCUAAUAUCCUGAAGCGUGUGCCCAACAGUGUGCUGUGGCUUCUCCGUUUCCCUGCUGUUGGCGAGCCGAACAUCCAGCAAUACGCUCAGAACAUGGGCCUGCCUGGCUCUCGCAUCAUCUUCUCUCCUGUGGCCCCCAAGGAGGAGCAUGUGAGAAGGGGCCAGCUGGCUGAUGUAUGCUUAGACACUCCUCUGUGCAACGGUCACACCACAGGCAUGGAUGUUCUCUGGGCUGGAACACCCAUGGUCACCAUGCCAGGCGAGACCCUUGCUUCCCGCGUGGCUGCCUCACAACUCAACUGUCUUGGCUGCCCUGAGCUAAUAGCCCACACUCGUCAGGAUUACGAGGACAUAGCAGUCAAACUGGGCUCUGACAUGGAGUACCUGAAGAUGGUCAGAGCACGUGUUUGGAAGCAGCGAAUUUGCAGCCCUCUUUUCAACACCAAGCAGUACACACUUGACCUGGAGAGGCUCUAUCUGCAGAUGUGGGAGCACCAUAGCAACGGCAACAAGCCAGAACACCUGGUCAAAAUCCACUCAGUAGAGACCACUGAGACUGCCUGAACUGGAAACACGCCGAUUUCUUUUCCCUUGAAUCCCAGCCAUGUCCAGCCAUCCCCACUUCUUUUUUUAAAACAUCAUCAGCACUCUUGCUUGGAAUGGUCAGUGUCCACUCCAGCCCUCUCCCUCAGUGAUUGUCUCCAGGGUUGUCAUUUACUAUUAAUGGGACUCUUGUUUGUAAAGGAGCCUACAGAUGUUCACGUGCCCUCCCCCCAUCACAUCCAUUGUUGCGUCACACAUCUGCAUUUCCUGAGCCAGAUGCAGCCUGAGACUUUCAGGCACCUUAUCUGAGACUCUUGUGCUAAAACACAGUAUAUUUGGUGAGCAUGAGAGGAUUGUGAAUGCCCUGCUACCCUCCAGUACUUUGAUCAGUGAUUGUUUUUUUUUUCUCCUGUCAGUGUGCAUACAGGACUAACUGCAGCUUGUGGAGAGAAUGCCCAGCCGUCAUUACGUGUUGAUCUAUUUAUAAAUGGAUUAAGAGUGUUGUGUGUUUUAAGAGGACAUUGUUGAACCAUGACAAUUGUAACUUUUUUUAAUGUGUUUAUUAAACAAACUUCAAAGCAUGCUACAGACAGUACAGAUACUAACUGCAAAUAAGUGACAGUUUUUCUGACAUAUUAAGCUGUUUUCAACCCACAACAAACAAACGGCACAAAAUGCACCCAUCAUCCUGUUCAUCCAUCCUUCCGUGUCCUAUAGGGUACAAAAUACAUUUUCUUGAUUGACAGAUGAGGAAAAAAACAGUGAUGAGGUAUCGAUUGGAUUAAAUGGCAUUUAAGUCAGAAGUAAUACAGGAUAAAGGGGUCCUGAGUUCUGUGAAAUCUGUCACCAAUCUUCUGACCGUGCGUCCCUCUGCCAGUUUUUGUCCAGCUUGAGCCUCAGCUCCUUUUUCCAUGUAUCCAUAUAUACAGAAAAGAGAAGGCAUAUGUGAACAAAAAAGAUUAUAGAUUCAUCAAAUAUUGUUUUGUAUUUCUAGGGGAAACAUUAUAUUCUCAAAGUUUUCUCAAGCAGUUUAGGAAAAGAUAAGUGAGCUCUUGCUAAGUACCUGAAUAGACCAAGGUUUCCAAAUGUCUCAUCAACGCAGAGGUCACACUUUUAUAAAAGCUGGAUCUAGAGUAGUGAUUAAAAAUAGCUGAGGGACACCAAAUGAUAACCCGAAGGCAGGUCUCAAGUCAGCAUGCUGAAAAAUGUACCUGACUUAAGUUGCAUCAGCUUUAACGUGCAAUUGUAAAACUUAGAUUGCAGCAGCUCUUUAUUUCGUCCAAGUUGUUAUGAAUUUACUGCAAUAAGUAGAUGUGCAAGUUUUAAAGAAUAUGGUCUAAAAUGAUGACUCUUCCCCUCAGCAAAUGCCAACUUUUUUUUAUUGUGGUCAACCAAGGAAUAUGUUGUGGCUGUUUCCCUGUUUGAUGAUGUCACACUAUGCUUGUAAAGAUGAUUGGACAGAGCUGGACAGAGGAGCUUCGAUCUAUUAGAUGUCAGAGCUGUUCACAAAUUGUUCUUGUUUUUUAAUCACUCAAACCAGGAACGGCCUAGGUAAGUAUUUUCUAAGCGGUUUUUGUUUUUGUAUUGUCUGUUAACUGUAUGCUGUCAAUGAUGCCACAAGGUUGUAAAUAUAAAAAAAAUAAAAUAAAGAGAUGGCAAAACACUUCA
Molecule: messenger RNA, 5130 nt
Organism: Plectropomus leopardus (leopard coralgrouper)
Lineage: Eukaryota; Metazoa; Chordata; Actinopteri; Perciformes; Serranidae
Source: RefSeq, a predicted model, not a curated record